GACAAACCAUACGCAUGCUUAUCCCGCUGCCGUAAACCCGGCGUAGCAUGACGUGAAGCCGAUUUGUAUCCGUGUUGACAGAGAAGUAAACUGUUAAAGCCAUUAUAUCCGAACCGCGCUAGGUUUCAUAUUCGAAGUGGGAUAAUAGUGAUGAUAGUAGAGCCGGUGCCGUUUAACAACAUAGUGGACGUCGUGUAGGCUUUGAGGAGCCAGAAGAUGAGUUGAUUCCCAGCAAAACAAUCUCGAAAAUGGCAACAUACAACACCGAAGGACACUCUGUUGUGGUGGAGGUGAGCCCAGACAUCCAUAUCUGUGGCUUCUGCAAGCAGCAGUAUAAUAAUUUUGAGAUCUUUCUCGCCCAUAAGCAAAAUGGAUGCUCCCUAGCAACCUCUGACCCGCCAUCUGCCACUGCAACAGCCACGCUUACAGGACAAAUGAAUGAUUCCGAGUUUGUGUUCGAGGAAACCUACCAGACCUGUGUCAUGAGAGGUGUCAAAAAGAUCCUGACCAAAGCACAGAAAACACCUUCCAAAAAAUUAAAACCUUCCCUGACUUCAAAGAGACACAGCUGCUGUUUCUCAGGUUGCACUUUUAAGACGCAGUAUGGCCAAAAAGACAUGGAGCGGCAUCUCAAAACCCACACCGGUGAGAAGCCAUUUGAAUGUGAGCUGUGCCACAAGCGCUUCAGUCGCCGGGACAAGCUCAACAUGCACAGCCGCUCACACACUGGGGAGAAGCCGCACAAGUGUAAACACUGUCCCUACGCAGCGGCCGACAGCAGCAGUUUGAAGAAGCACCUGCGGAUCCACUAUGACGAACGACCCUUUAAAUGCCAGAUCUGUCCAUACGCUAGCCGCAACUCUAGCCAGCUCACCGUGCACCUCCGCUCACACACUGGGGAUGCGCCUUUCCAGUGCCAGCUAUGUGACGCAAAGUUCAAAAUCAACUCCGACCUGAAGAGGCACAUUCGGAUUCACUCCGGCGAGAAGCCUUACCAGUGUGACUUUUGUGAGUACCGCUGCGCCAUGAAGGGCAACCUGAAGUCUCACAUUCAGAUCAAACACGGCACUGAGAACUCCUUCCACUGCGGCCACUGUGAUUUCCAGUGUGCCAGCAAGAAUGCUCUGCGGCAACAUACACGAGAGCACCAACCCAUUCAGGCCAUCCAGUGUUCCAAGUGCACUUACUCCUGUGCCAGCAAGGGGGCGCUCAAAGUCCACGAGAGGAUCCACUCAGAGGAGCGGCCUUUCAAAUGUGACUUCUGCAACUUUGCCUCCAAGCAACGCAGCAACCUCGUCAUCCACAAAAAGAAGUGCCAUUCGAUAGAUAGGCCCGAAAAAGACAGCGGUGGGAAAGUGGGCAGAGGUGGAGGGAAAAGCGGAGGAGGUGACUCUCCGAAGCCUGUCACCUCCAGAUUUCGGGCCAAACUAGAAGCGGCUCGAGCUUUCUGCUGUGACUCGUGCAACGCUUCCUUUGUGAGGGAAGACUCCCUGCGGAGCCACAAGAAGCAGCACAGAGACACUCAGAAUGCGUUGCAGCUCCAGCUCUCCACACCGGCGGAUGCAGUCAGCUUGGUCACAACAUCACAGAGCAGCAACACCCAGCUGGACGGUCCUAUUUCGGCUGACUCCAGGGCUCCUUACAGCAGUGCACAGCUCAAAAUCAUUGUAUCUCACCCUCUGGGCCAGGAGAACCGCUUAAUUCCAUCGGCUCUGAAUAGUCAGCAUAAGACCAACAUGGUCCUGUUAAGCCCGGAGAACCAGGACAUGGUUGUCAACUCCAUGAUCCAACAGGUCAACCUGCUGGCGCCUAUGCAAGCCCUCGGGGCGUCCCAGACGGCAGAAGGUACACUUGAACCCCAGACAGUCCUGUUGACGCAGCUCAGCCCCGGCGACAGCAACAACCCGCUCCACCAGGCCCUGCUAGGGACGGCCAUAAGCGCUCAGGACCCCAGCAGGGGCUCGCAGACUUUCAUCACAACCUGCUCCGAGCUUGGGGGCCUCAACGCCCUGAUCCAAGAGGGUGGCACGGAGGUGACAGUGGUGACGGAAGGGAACGCCGCCAUGUUGACCACGCCGACCACACCCGGCAUGGUGUGCAGUCCAUCGGAGGACAUGUCCAAGCAGGCGGAGACAGUGAUGGUCGUGGAGAGUGCCUUGCCCUGUGAGGAGAGUGCCUUGCUGGUGCCAAAUAUCAGCCUGGGCAGCCAGAAUGUGGUCAUCCACGCUGUUCCACUGAUAGUGUCCACUCAGCCACAGCUCUCUCCCCACACACUCUACUCAGACACACACACACUGGACGGCAUCCCGUAAUGAGUGGAGGCUUUGAUGGCUUUUUUCUGAAAAUAGAAAGACUGUAACUGCAUCAUAGAUGGGAUUGGGUAUCAAUACCGGUGAUAAAACAAUACUUUUAAAACAG
Messenger RNA from Etheostoma cragini (Arkansas darter), 2418 nucleotides. RefSeq names its product zinc finger protein 64 homolog (mouse) (gene zfp64). Bases 249 to 2312 code for a protein of 687 amino acids. NCBI's taxonomy places the organism in Eukaryota, Metazoa, Chordata, Actinopteri, Perciformes, Percidae. Gene Ontology annotation, cellular component: nucleus. Gene Ontology annotation, molecular function: DNA-binding transcription factor activity, RNA polymerase II-specific; RNA polymerase II cis-regulatory region sequence-specific DNA binding. The record is from RefSeq and is a predicted model, not a curated record. Gene Ontology annotation, biological process: regulation of DNA-templated transcription. The transcript has 6 exons.